UUAUCUUUACUUGAGCAAAGGCAGCGCAGCAGUCUGUGUGCCUUCAUAGCGUGACACAGUCCGUCACCUCGGUUAGCCCACUUAAUCACGGUACAUCUUUCCGGAAGGUGUCUGAACGACGGAAGAUGGGUGACAAGAACUUUCUUGUUGACUUCCUGGCAGGUGGUGUUUCUGCCGCAGUCUCGAAGACUGCCGCAGCGCCCAUUGAGCGCGUAAAGCUGCUAAUCCAGAACCAGGAUGAGAUGAUUAAGCAGGGCCGCCUGGCAGCCCCAUACAAGGGCAUCGGCGACUGCUUCGUGCGGACUGUUCGCGAGGAGGGCAUGGGCUCGCUGUGGCGCGGCAACACGGCGAAUGUGAUUCGCUACUUCCCGACACAGGCACUGAACUUCGCCUUCAAGGACAAGUUCAAGCGCAUGUUCGGCUACAACAAGGACAAAGAGUACUGGAAGUGGUUCAUGGGCAACAUGGCAUCAGGUGGCGCAGCUGGCGCUGUGUCGCUCGCGUUUGUGUACUCCUUGGAUUACGCCCGUACUCGCCUGGCGAAUGACGCAAAGUCUGCAAAGAAGGGUGGUGGCGACCGUCAGUUUAAUGGUCUUUUGGACGUGUACCGAAAGACUAUCGCAUCAGACGGAGUCGCUGGUCUGUACCGCGGUUUUAAUAUCUCUUGCGUCGGCAUUGUAGUGUACCGCGGCUUAUACUUCGGGAUGUAUGACUCCCUCAAGCCGGUGGUCCUGGUUGGGGCAAUGGCCAACAACUUCCUGGCAUCGUUCCUGCUGGGUUGGGGCAUCACCAUCGGCGCCGGUCUGGCGUCAUAUCCAAUUGACACGAUUCGUCGUCGUAUGAUGAUGACAUCGGGCGCGGCUGUCAAGUACAAGAGCUCUUUCCAUUGCUUCCAGGAGAUUGUUAAGAACGAGGGUGUCAAGUCUCUGUUCAAGGGUGCCGGUGCAAACAUCCUGCGCGCAGUUGCUGGCGCUGGUGUUUUGGCGGGUUACGACCAGCUGCAGGUCAUUCUUCUCGGCAAGAAGUACGGCAGCGGCGAGGCUUAAGCGGCCGUCAAGGAUCCAGUGGCGGGGGUUUGCCCCUCCAGCUUGGCAACAUGGCAAUGCAUUAUUCUUUUAGUAGAGCAGGGUUCUGCAUAUUGUACGGUGUGCGAUGAACUGGGUAAUAUGUCGGAUGUCAGCGAGGAUCACGGCUGUGUGCACCAGGCCGUUACGGACGCAUGUAAUCUUGCGAUCGUGUCGCAUGCGAAUUGCUUGCAUUCAACGCACUGCGCUGAAUGAGAAAUGUGGGCUGCAAUAUCUUGAUACUGCUUUCGAAGCAAUGGCAUGGACCAAAUGAUUAAAUUGGGUAGCGCAGCAAGUAACCGUUACCGAUUAUCCACCAAAUUCCUUAUUUAAGUCUUUCGAUCGCCUGUAUCUAUACAACUAAAGAACUUCGUCGUCGAUACCAACUGGAAGGAAUAGGACUCCGAUUUUGGUUGAAAUGUCAAAAGAGUUA
Molecule: messenger RNA, 1497 nt
Organism: Volvox carteri f. nagariensis
Lineage: Eukaryota; Viridiplantae; Chlorophyta; Chlorophyceae; Chlamydomonadales; Volvocaceae
Gene: ant1
Product: ADP/ATP carrier protein, probably mitochondrial
Exons: 5
Coding region: 126-1046 (306 amino acids)
Biological process (GO): mitochondrial ATP transmembrane transport; mitochondrial ADP transmembrane transport
Cellular component (GO): mitochondrial inner membrane
Molecular function (GO): ATP:ADP antiporter activity
Source: RefSeq, a predicted model, not a curated record